GAUAAAAUAUCUUCUGUUUUUAAAAUUAUAUCUAAGAGAAUAAUAGGGCUACUGUUAGGUUAGGAUCUCAGGACAGGUCAAGCCAUGGGUCUUUCUGAACCAUCAGCCACCUCUCUUGCUCAUGUCCCUAUAUUAAAAGCCUAGUAAUUAACGAUUUAGAUAUAUAUUACAUACUGCCCUCGCAUUACUCGAAUCCGAGGGUUACAAGACGAGAGUGGGGAGGUAUAACGUUCAAAAUGGACGUAUAAUUAACAUGAAGGAAGGCUCGAGUAAACUAACAUGGGUAGAGGUUCAAUUCUGUAUGAUUGGUUCUGAAAAUGACCAGCGUUUACUUCGUAUUGCAGCUGAUCAUAAACAAUCGCCGACGAACUCAAAUUUUUACUUGCAUCCGAUCAAACUAGAUAACUGGCAAAUCGCCAACGCGUCUUUGUCGCCGAAUUGUGCAGGGCCAGUGGUAACCGGUCUCGCAGCACACCAUUUCAGCUAUUUUCGUCAGCCAAUCAACGCGAAGCGACUGACAGCCGCAGUUGAUGUUGGCAAGACAACGGGGUCAGUGUCGUCCUUGAUGGCUUGACAGGUGCGUGACAGUUCAGCUCUAAGGAUGUAUACCAAAGGGAAAGGUUCUACUGUCCCUUCGGAUGCUCAAGCAAGAGAAAAACUUGCUCUGUAUGUGUACGAGUAUUUACUCCAUGUUGGAGCACAGAAAUCAGCACAGACUUUCUUGUCAGAGAUUCGAUGGGAGAAAAACAUAACGUUAGGGGAACCACCGGGGUUCCUACACUCAUGGUGGUGCGUGUUCUGGGAUUUAUAUUGUGCAGCUCCAGAGAGGAGGGACUCCUGUGAUCACAGUAGCGAAGCUAAGGCAUUUCAUGAUUAUGGUUUUGUCAAUUCAGGGUACAGUGUAAACGGCAUGGCACCG
Aplysia californica (California sea hare) is the source of this 919-nucleotide messenger RNA. Its product is annotated as single-stranded DNA-binding protein 3. Gene Ontology annotation, cellular component: nucleus. The record is from RefSeq and is a predicted model, not a curated record. NCBI's taxonomy places the organism in Eukaryota, Metazoa, Mollusca, Gastropoda, Aplysiida, Aplysiidae. Gene Ontology annotation, molecular function: single-stranded DNA binding; protein binding. Gene Ontology annotation, biological process: positive regulation of transcription by RNA polymerase II.